This is a messenger RNA of Centruroides sculpturatus (bark scorpion), 4510 nucleotides long. RefSeq names its product patched domain-containing protein 3-like. The coding region runs from base 1132 to 3810 and encodes 892 amino acids. Gene Ontology annotation, biological process: endocytosis; molting cycle, collagen and cuticulin-based cuticle. The transcript has 5 exons. NCBI's taxonomy places the organism in Eukaryota, Metazoa, Arthropoda, Arachnida, Scorpiones, Buthidae. Gene Ontology annotation, cellular component: cytoplasmic vesicle membrane; plasma membrane. The record is from RefSeq and is a predicted model, not a curated record.
UGUUUUGUAAAAGUAAUAUAACAAGCCACGCCGAUUGACAAAUCAAAUCGUGGAUAUCGCUUAGAUAUUUAUAUAACAACAGAAAAAUCUAAUUUUUACCCGUAUUUUUAUGGGCGAAUUUCUAAAUAUAUAGAUAAUAAUUGAAAACAAUUUUUUGUCAGGCGGAUGUAAUAACCAGAAGAAUAGAAAUAAUUUUGGAAGAAAUGUUUCGUUAAGUCGGGGUUAAAAUGUUUCCUAUUACGAAAACGAAAUGUAAAGGUUUAUCCGUUAAUACUGAAAUGAAAUAAAAUUUUACUUAUUUCAGCUUUAAAUGUCUUUACACCUAGUCGAAUGCCGAUGUCAAUCAGGAUGAUUUUCAAUUAAAUUUAAACAACUUGAACGUAUCAUUUUGUGAGAAGUCGGACUUCGGAAAGAAAACCCACAAUUUUAGUCGGGAAUUUUUCGAAAGAAAAUUUAUUUUUCUUUUUGAAAAGGAAAUUUAUUUAAAUCUCAGAGGAAAAAAACUUUUUUCCAUUUUAUUACCGAAGGAUGAGUGCAAUUCUCUUCCCCGAGUCGUUUCCUUUCUCAGGGAACUCAGAAUGUGUCACUGUGAACUACAACAAAAAAUUCAUUAUUGGUGGAAAACGACAACGUGACUUGGAAAUAAAGAGGAGACUUCAAGGAACAGUGAGAGGGGUCGAGAAUCCGCUAGAAUAUUCCUUGUGUGACAGCCGAAAGGAUUUAUCAUCAUCGCUCGUCGCCGCGCGCUUUUUCCAAAUAUCCAGUGUAUCUCCGGGAACACCUACGAAGAACCAACGGCACUCAACUUUCGAUAGACUUUAACCGCCAUCCGAGGCAACAGAGACAUCUCCAAGGCGUCUCAACGACUACACAGACAUCUGAAAAUCCGUACAUAGUGCUUCACGUAUUUAGAAUGACCCGCGAUGUUAUGUAAGCUCUCUCUCCAACUCGGUUCUCGCUAAGAAACUUUAAGGAGAAGAAGCGUUUUGUUAAUCGGAAUGCGAAUAUCUCUAAGGCGAAACUGCCGCAUGAUUGACCCGCUAACUCGUUAAACUUGGAAGAUAAAAAAUUGGAGUUAAGAAGAAUAAUAACGUCAUAAAGGAGAAGAGACGAUACUUUUUCAGAUUGAAAAUGCCGAUAAAAGCGGGAUUGGCCUACAAGUUUUUAUCUAAGAAGUUCGAAAAUCACGGAAGAAUCGUCAACAGAAAUGCCCCCUGGUUCUUGGCUUUUCCCAUUUUCAUUACACUUUUAUUGACUACGGGAAUUCAGAGAUUAAAAAUAAACUUUAGUGACGAUACACUGAUUAGCGAAAUCGGUAUCAUCGGCAAAUAUAAAUCGCUCUUAACCGAGUUGUUUCCCACCGAUUAUUCAGAAUUCUACCCCGAAAAAUCCGUGGAACCACUUUAUUACGGGACUGUAAUCGUCGAGCCAAAAGACAAAGGAUCUGUUUUACGAUCAUCCGUCUUCCAAGAAAUAACGAAGUUAGACAAAAUCAUACGUGAAUUUACCAUUACGGACGAAGGCCGGUGGAAGUACGAAGAUUUGUGCGCUAAAAAUAAGAAAAGGUGUUGGCGGAAUAAAAUCCUUCUUCUCCAAAAGCACAUGGCUCAAAUAGAAAACGGAACAUUUCCACUGAAAUAUCCUAGAAACGACAGCGACGACAUCAAAGAGGAAGAAUACAAUUUAGUCUCUUUAGGAGGAGUCACCGUUAAUAAUAAAAGUGAAAUCAUUUCUGCUCGAGCUCUCAGAUUAGUUUAUAUUUUAAACAGUCGGGAUAAAACACGAAAAAGACUGAGCAGAAAAUGGCAGAAGAAUUUUAUCGAUAACAUCGAUAAGCUGAACUUUAGCGACAUAAAUGUGGUCAAAGAUCACUCUUUUUCUCACGAAGAAUCGAAGACGGACCUUUUACUGCUUUUCAGAAAGUACGUGUUCUAUUCUAUGUUAUUAAUGGUACUUUUCGUUAUUGGGACGUGCCUUUCGCCGGAUUUUCUCAGAAGCAAGCCGUGGAUAGGAAUCUUGUCCACGGUUGUUACUGGCAUGAGUGUAAUUUCCGGAAUUGGAUUAUUGAUGUAUUUAGGAUUUGCGGUUACGGUUACGACUAUUAUUGUUCCGUUUCUUGUCUUAGGAAUCGGGAUGGACGAUACGUUUAUUAUGUUAUCGGCUUGGAUGAAAGCAGAAAAGACAAAAUCUGUAGAAGACAAAAUGGCAGAAAUGUUCUCCGAAACGGGUGUUUCUAUAACCAUCACAUCCCUCACCAACAUCACUUCUUUCGUAGUGGGGAUUAUAUUUAAUUCGGUACCCGAAUUUCGAGAGUUCUGCUUAUUCAUGGCAACGUGUUUGACCUUUGACUACAUCUACCAAAUCACGUUUAUCGGAGCUUGUUUUGUGUAUUGUGGAAAAGCUGAAGAAAAGAAUUUACAUUCCUUAUUAUUUCUUCCUUUGAAGAAAUUCUCUUCUACAGUUGCAGGUAGAAAGAGUUUACUGAAAAACAUAUUUUGCUACGUUCAAGCCGAAUCCACCGAUAAAAACACUCGUUGUUGGCUUAUUAGUAACACGUGGGAAAAUUUCAUCCAAUCUCUGACAACGAAUGUUGCAAAACUUUUUGUAAUAAUAUUGUAUCUCUUGUAUUUAGGGUUCGCAAUUUGGGGCAUUACCAAACUGUCUUUUGAAGCUGAUUUAAAUUUAAACGUCAUCGGGGACACAUAUCGAGAUCGAUAUUAUAGAUUACAGAAACAAUAUUAUUAUCAAUAUCAACACAGAUUACAGUUUAUUAUUCUAGAGAAGCUGGAUUACGCCGAUCCUCUGGUCCAACAGAAAGUCGAAAAAACGAUGCAAACGUUAGAAUCCGAUCCUCUGAUUGGUGGAUCGCUAAUGACGGAAUCCUGGUUGAGGAGUUAUCUUCGGUUUGUUUCGGAUAAGAGAAUAUCUCUGUUGUUCUCUUCGUAUAAUUUGACAAACACCGAGGAUUUUAUAUUUGUUCUUAGGAAUUUUUUUCUUCGUAUUCCCGAGGCGAAAAGAUUUAAAAACGACAUUUCGUUCGAUUCAAAUAACAGAGAUAUCGUCGCUUCUCGUUUCUUUCUUCAAACGAAUGUGACUAGAGACGGAAAACAUUUCUAUUCUCAAUUAGUGAAAAUGAGAAGAAAAUUAGACGAAACUCCAUUGAAUGGGAUUAUAUAUAAUUGGAAUUUUUUCUACUUCGAUUUAGUCGAUAUAAUUCCCGUUACGGCUAGCCAAACCUUCUCCGUCGUGUUGGCGGCAAUAUUUGUCGUUUGCGUUAUUCUCUUGCCGAGUUACGUUUCUAUCUUAUGUGUGCUGUUAGACAUAGUUUCUGCGGGGAUAGGCGUUCUAGGUUACAUGUCGUACUGUAACAUUAAUCUGAACUUGAACUCUAUUACCAUGUUCAUUAUCGUUAUUGGAUUUUCUGUAGAUAACGCGGCCCACGUGUCGUGUGCUUACGUCUCUUCCAGCGAUACCGAUCCUAAUCGUCGUUUAGUUAGGGCCGUAUCUUUGACCGGAAUACCGGUCAUUCAAGGUUGUACCACGACCGUUUUAGCCUUAGUAAUGAAUGUAUUUUUACCUUCGCCGGAAUCGCACGACGCAGUAAUCAUAAUAAGCAUUUCUUGUGCCAUAGCGAUCUUGCACGGAGUGUUAUUUAUUCCCGUCAUCAUGACUCUUUUAAGUUCGAUUGGCAGGAAUUCGUGCAAAAGACAAAAUCGCGAAGACGAGAACGUAAACGAUAUUUUUCCUAAACAAAAAUCUGCUCCGUGUGGAGUGGUAAAUCUGGCAAUGAAAGAAAUCGACGAUAAUUAAGUACGAGACGUUACCUUUUACGUGCAAUCAAAUUAGAACAACGCUAAAGUAUUUGAUAACUGUGCGAAGCGUUCAUUUAAUUACAGUACAGAAUACACGAGUACGCGUGUUCGGUUACUACGCCCCAAUUCGACCAAUUAAAAUUUUUCUAUAGGGUUUAUUGCUAUAAAAAUUUCUUGUUAAGCUUUCACUUUUAUUAAAUUUAUAGUCGACAUUAUACGCCCAAUGAUCUAUAUGUAAAUAAUAUAUUGAAAUUACUUUUAAAUUACUGUUGAUGAUAUUUCUCUCGUUACUGAUGUUGAAAAUAACCGUACUCUUUUAUAUAUUUUAUAAAUAUUUCUGUUUUUUUUCGAGAGUUUAUUAUUUAAAUGCUUGUUUGAGUUUAGUUAAUUCUUAUUUUAUUAAACAUAACAUUCUCAUAGAUUGAGCACGAACAUUAUUUUGCUUGUGCCCAUUAUAUUUCUGUUUAUUGUCAUUUGUUCAAUACAAGAAAAGCUUUAAUAAAAUAUAUAGUAAACUGGGGAAAUAUGGCAACUAAAUUUUAUUUUAUAAAUGUACGGCGACUGUAUACAAAUAGAACAAAGUCAAGAAAGUAUUUGUAUAAUCUUUACUUACACUACCAAAUAGAUGUUUCGCCAAAUACGAAGCGAAUGUAAGGCGAUGUCCAUAAAUGAUGUCUAUGUUACCGCUAAAGCUCGAA